AUGGAACUUGAAGAGCUCUCUGAGCCUACGAUUGUACCAGGACCCGACGACUCCCUCACCGUGAGCAAAGUCAGACGGACAGCACCAGCACGCGAAAACGCGAGUCCCUCACCAAGCUCGAUUUACCCUACUGUCGAGGACGACUCGACCGCAAACCGCAGUGCUGCCGAAUUGAGUUCUUCGUCACUGCCUCACGCCGAGCCUUCACGCGAGACGGCCCGCACCCAGGCUCCUCCCAAGCCAAGGACCGCGGAGACUGCCAGGUCGAUCAGUAUUGAUAACGCAUUGGGCCGUGGAAUACCUAAAGCCCGUCAGCCCUUUCGCCGCCACGUCACACCUGUAGUCUCUUCGUCACCUGCAGAAGAUACACCCCCGGACAACCAUGAUAAGGAAACUGUUACGAGCAGGAUCAAAGCCAAACGCAGCAUUCGCAACCUGUUCAACCGUGAGAAGACAAGCCCAAAAUCACCAGAAGCGGCGGCAUCCAAGCAAGGAUUCAUGAGUAGCACGCGAAGCUCGCUCGCUAAGGUCUUGCGCGAUUCCAAGAGCCUCUCGAAAGUUCAUCUGCCAAGAAAGACUGAAUCGAAGCUGGAGACUGAGUCUGAUCACGUCUCUAAUAAGAAGAGCUUCCAGCCAGGCAUGUUCGCUGCAUUUCCCAGCGGUAGAGCCACCCCGGCCGAACAGCCAUCGCCUGGAAGGCCGAGCCACGCAGAUGAGAUGCUUCACGACAUCGUCGACCGUAUAGAUGCGCAACCUGAGAACUCACAAGAGCGUCUGCGUCACGUGGAGAUUGCAGAGGUAAGUGAAGCCCUGCGAAUUAACACCGCCGAUGAAGCCCUCCGAUUGAAAGCCAUUGCGGAAGAAGAGCUUGUCCUGACUGUACAAAAUAAACAGUGUAUCAUUUCGGCCGCCGAUAGUUCUCGAAAAGCCAACAUCGCCGCGAUGGAAGCGAGGAAGAGUGCUGUUGAAGCGGAAUAUCAUGCCGAUCGCGUCACGUCCGAAUUCACACGCCUGCGCGAGCUACUCGACACCACGCCGAUGGAUGCUGAGUCCACGAGAUACAUCAAGAGUUUCCUACCUAAAUUUGAACGCAAACGAUCGAGAGAGGAGAUUCGCCGAGGAUUUAUGCCGGGCUUUCAUACAGCAUGUUGA
Molecule: messenger RNA, 1152 nt
Organism: Alternaria infectoria
Lineage: Eukaryota; Fungi; Ascomycota; Dothideomycetes; Pleosporales; Pleosporaceae
Exons: 2
Coding region: 1-1152 (383 amino acids)
Source: RefSeq, a predicted model, not a curated record